CUUGUCAAUGACAUCGUCACGCCGCCCAACAGUGUUGGUCCACAGUUACUGGAGCAUCUCCACAUCUCACAGUCAGCUCGAGCUAUCGUCCACGAUUUGAACGGCUGCUCUGCCAAAGCGUUGUCGAUGACUGAGAUCUCUGCAUUCCAUUAUGGACAAAAAAAGUGCCAAUGGCUUUCAGACAAUGGCCAGUGAAGGUGGUGUUCAGAGAAAGCAACUACCCUACUCUGUAGAAACACCUUACGGCUUCCACCUGGACUUGGAUUUUCUCAAAUAUGUUGAUGAUAUUGAAAAAGGCAACACCAUUAAAAGAGUCCACAUCCAGCGACGGGUCAAGGGUCCUCCCAAAUUCAGUACUCUGCCUCGAAAUUUCAGUCUACCAGGGCAUGGGAUCAGGCCAGUUCCUAAAGACAGCCCAUGGUCUGGGACAUCCACCUUGGGACCAAAACCUAAAUUACGGCUAACAGAGGUUACUCCGAUCUCUGAUUUAAGAGCAAAUGAAGGAGGUACUUUAAGCCGAGGGACAGCAAUCCAAGCAACAAGUGUUGUUUCAGCUAGGCUUCGAGAUGAAGGCGUUCUGGGGGCUCCGAGUAUUGAAGAAAAAAUGAUGGCCACUCAAGCUCGGCCCAACUUGCUUCGAGCAUCAAGUAUGCCCAUUACUUUACAACAGCGGAAAGGUUCUGAUUCAAGUAGCCCAGACCGUAUUGUUGGAACACCAGAGAAUGGCUCAACUGAAAAUGUUUUUAGAGCAUCAACAGAUAUAACAGAAAGAAGAAGUGCUCCCCAAGAACGAGUGGGGAUUCAUCAGCAGAUCACAGUGGCUUUGAAGCGGGUCCGAGAGCUUGAAGAACAGGUCAAAACCAUCCCUGAACUUAAAGCUCAGAUUUGCUCGCUAAGGUUGGAGAGGGAGCAGCUACUAUGUCAGCUUCAGGCCCAAGAAAAGGCCCAGACUUCCACAUUAUCUAAAAUGGUUCCAUGUGAUGAUGCUGGGAUAGGAACUCAACCGCAAGCAAUCAGACAAGGGUUUAAUUUGUCUCUGACACCACAACUUCAGAAUUUGACAAGAAAGGGAGUAACUGAGGAAAAGAACCUGUGUAGCUCAGAGGCAGGUAUUCUGCUUGCAAAAGAGCCUGUAAAUCAAGGCCUGGCUAGGAGUUUGUGUCAGCAAGAAUCUAUUAUUCAAACACAGCUGCCAGAAAAAGGCGACCAAGAGAAAGAGACUGUAGGGAGUCCACUUGAACAUGCAGGGCAGGAAGAUGGUAAUGCAACAAAAGGAGAUAAUUUGGGGGACUCGUGUAAUGUACAUAAUUUGCAUGAAAAGCUAGUAUUACUGGAGGCUAAACUUCUAAAGGCUAGUCAAGAACUGGAGAAAACUAAUGAUCUGCUGAGAGAACAGAUAGUGGAGAACCAAGUGAAAGAAGAGAAAAUACUACAGCUUAGUGAGGGAAUAAGAGUAGAGUUGAGUCCAACAGAAACAAGCAGCAAACCAAGAAGAGAGAGUAUAGACACAGGCACAGAGACCGAGAGAUUAGACUAUGCCAACCGGGAAACAGAGACAGAAUCACCUAGUACAGUAGAUCAAGGAACUGAUACAGAAAGAAUCUGUAUUGAAGUGUGUGUCCCCCAACAAAGAUCUGGAUUUACCGAUAAAGAAACUGAGACUACCAAAGUGGACACUCAGGACAAAGUGACAGAAGUUACGGCUGAAGUUCUUUUUGUUAGCCCACAAUUGCCUGCAGUCAAUAGCAUGGAACAGGAUCUAGUGACUGAAAGAGCAACCGCAAAGAACCAGAUGACUGAGAUAAUUGUGGCGACAUCAGAAGGAGAGACAAACUAUCCACAGAGGUCAAGGGCCAGCAGUGUUGAUCGGGGGACAGAGACGGAGAGGGUGCACACAGUUGACAAGGUGACGGAGACAGAGGUGGCACAGAUGAAUGACCAUCAUACCAAGACAGAAGUAGAAAGACUGCAAAAUAACAAUCCAGUCAGCAAUGCUGAAACAGAGAAUCAUGGGGUUGAAAACAUAGACAAUGAGAGGGAUGAGGUCCAUAUUAGGGUCAGUGAAAGUGAAGAAGGAAAGAAAAUAAAUGAAAGAUCCCAGACAGAUCACAAAGGCAAUGAAAAUGUAGUGGUAAACAUUAUCACUGAUAGUUGUGCUUCAGUUGGAAGGAGUGGGAUUACAGAAGAAACUGUAGGUUCGGAUUUUGUUGACCAGACUGAAGAGUCACAAGUUGUAACGGGAGAGCCCACAGAAGUUAUAACAGAAAUAAACCGUGUGCAAAAUAAAUCAGAAACAAACGCAAUAUUACUUUUAGACAGUGUUGAAACACAGAGUGUUGGAGAUACUUUGAGUACUGUCACUGUUGCAGUUGCAUCAGAGCGUGCCAAUGUGAAGACAGGAGUUCCAGUAAGACCUCAAAGAGGCCGUAGGCCAUCAGCAGAUCAGUCGCAACCAACACAUCCUCAACUUCAAGCUGCUCCCCUCUCUUCUGUUCGGGGAUCUAGUGAAAUUCACGGUCAUCAGUCAAAGACUGAGUUUCAAUCCUCUGCAGAACUCUGUGACCCACAGGUGAAAGAUGUAUCCCCAGCUCAGUCUCAGUCAGGGGACAACACUAGGGAAUCCUCAUGCGAAAAAGAAUCUGAAUCACAACCUCAAACUAACGUUCAAAGCCCAUCAUUAAGCUCCAAGGAAAUCCAAAUUCGACCAAAAUCUAUCCAAGACCCAUCUAAACCUACAACUCGACGGGAUUCUAAGGAGCUGAAAGCACCCACGAGAGUAUCUCGUGUAUCACAGCCUUUAAGACGUGGAUCCAGCGAUAGCCACACACACCCAACACGCCGUAUAUCAAGCGAAGUCCAAUCUCAGUCUCGAAGAUUGUCUGAUGAGAGUCAACCUCUUAAGAAAGAACCUGAACUACAGACCUUAUACAGAGGCUCCAGUGAAACAGCUCAACAUCGGAGUUCUGGUGAAGCCAUUGCCUCACGUUGUGAAACUGACGAAUCGCCGCAGGUACGCAGAGGUUCAAGUGAGUCACCAACUUCGCCUGCAGCUUUAGGUCAAGUUGUAACCCGGAUAACAGGGCUUCUGGGUGAGCAGUGGGCUCAGUUGGGGAGCAGUUCCGGAGCACAACCAUCGGUCAGCCAGCAGAAGAGUCCCAGCACACAAAAACAGACAGCAGGGAAAAGCACAGAGGCAGGAAAGGGAGCCUCAGCCAAGCCUGCGGGAAAAGCAGCAACAGCAGGGAAACCAACUGGGAAGCCCGGCCCCUCCAAGAUGAGCUCUAUUCAGAGUCAGUUGGUCAGUUCCCUUAGUGUUCUUUCUGCCUUUUAUUCACCAGGCCCAAAAGCUGCUGCUAACAAACAGCAAGAUCAAGGUCUCAGAUCUAUUAUGAAGAAAAAUGGGGCUGUUGACAAGCAGGGAAAUAAGGGAACCAAGAAAAACCUGAAGUUUGUCGGGGUGAAUGGAGGGUAAAAU
Molecule: messenger RNA, 3475 nt
Organism: Hippocampus zosterae (dwarf seahorse)
Lineage: Eukaryota; Metazoa; Chordata; Actinopteri; Syngnathiformes; Syngnathidae
Exons: 4
Coding region: 152-3472 (1106 amino acids)
Biological process (GO): negative regulation of actin filament polymerization
Cellular component (GO): cytoplasm; cytoskeleton
Source: RefSeq, a predicted model, not a curated record